AUGGUGGCUAUGGGGCAAAGUAAUGACCUGAGACUUCUGCCUUGCACCAGCAAAGCUGUGCUACCUUUCUGUCUCCAGCUGAUGCUGGCCUGCUUUAAGCUCCAUGCCUUCACAGACAACAGUGAUGACCUGUCCCUUGGUCAUGUGGCUGUGCUCCUUCAGCACGACUGGCCUCAGGGCGAGUUGCUGUUUUUGAAAGCAGUUGAUAAGAUCUGUCAGCAAGGCAGCUUCCAGUACGAAAAUUUCUUCAACUAUGUCACCAACAUUGACAUGCUGGAGAAGUUUGCAUACCUGUGUACCCCAGAAGGGGGAAGGAUUCAGCUGGAGCCGCUGCCCAAUCAGGGGAUGCUCAUCCGACACCACACAGUGACUCGAGGAAUCACAAAAGGAGUGAAGGAAGAUUUCCGUCUGGCCAUGGAGAGGCAGGUGUCGAGGUUUGGAGAGAACCUGUUCAGCGUGCUUCAUCAUUUCUGCAUUGAGAAAAUCAUCAUCAUCCAGUCUCUGCCCUGA
Cheilinus undulatus (humphead wrasse) is the source of this 510-nucleotide messenger RNA. RefSeq names its product integrator complex subunit 10-like. Lineage: Eukaryota; Metazoa; Chordata; Actinopteri; Labriformes; Labridae. Gene Ontology annotation, cellular component: integrator complex. Gene Ontology annotation, biological process: snRNA processing. Bases 1 to 510 code for a protein of 169 amino acids. The transcript is spliced from 5 exons. The record is from RefSeq and is a predicted model, not a curated record.